CACAGAUUUCGGCAUUUAUUGCUCAAUUUCACGGCCUUGGCACUGAAGGUUUCUUGUCAACACAAAGAACCGACCAACAUCAACAUGUCUUCUGACGGUAGUAGUAGCGAUGACAGCGCUAGUAGUGAUGGAGACAUGUCUAGCGACUCGUGCUCAGUCUCUGCAUCUGAUGACGGUGACUAUGGUGAUUUAGCUGGGGAGGAGGAGGCCCAGUUCAACGAUAUUGAUGGUUUACUCCCCGAUGAUUCUGAACUGGGUGAAGCUGGCACCUACGUUCAACUUGAUGGAGCAGAAUGUGAUGAUAAUCGACAAUUUUAUGGCGAUGAUGAUCAUAGCAGCAACAUUUCAGAAAGGUUCGGUAGAGCUAAGAAACAUAGCCAUAAAACCAAGAGAGAUCGAAUUAUGGCUCCUCAUGACCCUUCUGGUAGUAGCCAAUGCGACGAUUCUCAGUUACCCUCGCCGUUCAUCAAUGCAACGGUUUCAGAAGAGCUCCCACGGGAAACUCAAGACCCCAAUACCACGGGUGAACAAGAACGAUCCAGAUCACUAGUCCCAGCGGACGAAGAUACUGCGCAGCGAAUUAGGGCCCUGGAGCUACGGAUCAAAAAGGAUCUGUCACACCCACAAGAGGCAUAUUUGAGAAACCGAACUUACGGAACCAUGCCAUCUCAUGACACCCUACCAUCGGUCGAAGAGGAGCAAUUGUGUUGGGACUGUUUUGAUUUCUUUCUUCCAGCAGUACUGGCUCCUACCCCCAGGUAUACGGCCCUCCCCGGGCCUUCUUCUUUACGUGUCAUUGCUAUAUAUCCGGGGCGAGACGAUGAUGUUCUCACUGGCACGUUGGACGUACUAGAUCUUGAUGAUCCCGGUGCUCACUAUGAGGCUAUCUCUUACCGAUGGGGUUGCCCCAAUGGCCAACUAAAGCCUAUGAUCCUCUCGGGGCGAAGGGUAUAUAUCAACAGCACUCUAAGCGCUAUUCUACUGAGUCUUCGACUUCGGACCCGGGUCCGGAUUCUAUGGGCUGACGCACUUUGCAUCAACCAAGCUGACCACAUGGAGCGGCGACAGCAGGUCGGCAUGAUGCAGAGAAUCUACUCACGCGCGUCGAGGGUCAUUAUCCAUCUUCGAGGUUACAACAAUCACGUACGAGAAUGCUUUUUGGCUAUCAAAGAUCUUGCUUCUGCCUGGAUAACAUUUCAGAAGGGAAGAAAUGGUCAUGACGGAGGCCAUGCGUCCUCAAAUAACAUUUUCGGCAAUGUUAUGGACAACGUCAAGAUGGGCAGGAUCGCCGAGGUAUUUAAGAAUUGCUACUGGACACGUCUAUGGGUGGUCCAGGAAGUUGUUUCGGCCCGCGCAGCCGUCGUUCAUUGGAAUGGUGAGGUGAUAUCUUGGACCUUGGUCGGGCUUGCCACCACCCUGAUCAGGAACAACGAGGGCUUGUGGAAAGAUUUCACCUCCGUCAAGAUGUCUCAGAGCUCUAGAGCCGGGCUCAUGAACGCUUAUCUCAUGUAUCGGUUGCCCUCACCUCGAUUCCGGAGCAACUCGUUGUCAUUCCUGGACCUACUUCGCCUAACGAGGAGCUUUAAAGUCACGGAACCCUUGGACCGCAUAUAUGCCACGCUCGGCCUCCCAAGCCGGCAAACUGGGCAUGAACGGACGUUCAUCUCCCCUGACUACCGCCUGUUGCAACGGGGGCUGUACACCCGAGUAUUCUACUGGGUGGUAAACACUCACGAGACUCCUCUGGAAAUACUGUCAGCCGUCAGGCAUACGGCGCAGUCGAUUCCCAGCUUCCCAACGUGGAUACCGCAAUGGCACGUUGACCCCAUCCGAAGUAUAGCAUCUUCUCACCACCGGAGUAUGAAGUUUGAUGCUUCAAAAGGGUGGCCAUCCAAGCCCCUACUGCAAGUCUGCUGGAAGUUAAACGAGCGGAACUUGACACUGGAAGGAUUCAUUAUCGGCACUAUCACAUCGUCGCAAGAGAUUCUUCCCCCAUCGCUUCCUCGAUCCGGUAGAACACGCACUCGAUGUAUGAUUGAGCACAAACAAGGCUUGAUAACAUGGAUCACUCAACAGUUUCCAGCAAGCGAGCACGUCCAAUCAAGAAUGAGCCUGACAUUGACUGCUGGCCAGGAUUGGUAUGGCACAAUCGUCCAAGGACAAGCUGCCCUGGAGCGGCACCGGUCCUGCUUUCAAAACUGGACGCUUCAACACCUUUCAGGCCAAGAAUUAGAUGCGGGAUCUAGAGAAGAUGCUAAGAAAUACGGACGAGGGGUGCAAACAGUGUGUCGUGGGCGAAAGCUGUUCGCCGCUGCUGGCUGCCAGAUGGGCCUAGGGCCUGAGACCCUUAUGCCUGGCGAUACGGUAUGUGUGCUCCUUGGGGGGCCAGUUCCAUACAUACUCCGGUCGUUGGGCAGCAACGUCUAUCAUUUUGUAGGGGAGUGCUAUGUUCCUGACUACAUGUUUGGGGAGGCGAUUGUGGAGUGGACAACACCAACAUCAACGUCCUUGAACCCACACAAGUUUAUCUUAAAAUAGCAAGAAUUUAUCAACUUUUAAAAGAAUAUCUGAAGUCCUUAUCUAUUAUGGAUCUUUAGAGGGUUGUAAAGGGUUAGAUUUCUACUUAGCCUUUCCACCUUAAGCAGUCCUCUCCCCGCUCUUAACCCUACUUCUAGACCCUUAACUUUUGGGUCUUGAGAGACAGCGAUAAGAGUGAUGAUGGCUCCGAGGACAAUGAGCUAGUUACUGUUCAGAAGCGUACUAUUCAUCUUAUUUCUUGUAA
Ilyonectria robusta is the source of this 2782-nucleotide messenger RNA. RefSeq names its product heterokaryon incompatibility protein-domain-containing protein. The coding region runs from base 85 to 2538 and encodes 817 amino acids. The transcript is spliced from 3 exons. The record is from RefSeq and is a predicted model, not a curated record. Lineage: Eukaryota; Fungi; Ascomycota; Sordariomycetes; Hypocreales; Nectriaceae.